AGCUGAAAGAUAGGGAGCAAAGGCUGAAGAAGAAACUGAAUGUCGUCAAGUCUAUUGUAGACAAGAGUGCAUUUGGUUGGGAUCCUAAGAACAAAGUUCCAACGGCUCUAGAUGAAAAAUGGGAGGAGCUAUCAAGUGAACAACGCAAGUGGAGGCACAAACCAUUCCCGUACUAUGAUGUUCUAUAUGAAAUUCAUGAAGGUAAAAUGACAAAAGGCAAGCAUUGCAAAAGGACAACUAAUGGUACUGAAGAGAGGUACAAGAAUAUGUCCCAUUUUCCUGAAAAUGGAAGCUAUACUGAUGAUGUUAUGAGGGCUGCUAGUAUGGAUUCUCCUGAGGCAACACUAUCUGCUCCAGGGUCAGCAAUCCCAGAAUAUGACUGGGGCGGAAAUAUAUAUGGUGAUGAUGUUGAUUUAUCAUAUGGUGGAUAUUCAGAACCUUUAGGGGGUAAUGAAAAUCAUGUUUCAGCAGUAGAAGAUUUAACAAGUGUGGGUUCACCUCGAAGGAAGAGGCUUCGGAAUUCAAAAGGAUCUGAUGAUGGAAGUGACAAAACUAAGGGUAAAAGAGGCAAGGACAUUGUGUUGGCCAACUUGGUUUCUGUGAGGGAAGAAGAAAUGCAGACUUAUAAGGAAAUGAAGACAAAACAAAUUGACAGCUACAAGGAAAUCAAGAUGGCCCAAAUGGAAAGGAAUGACCCCAAAAAUGAUCCUUGUGGCAUGCCAAACUGUAUUCAGAAACUUAGAACAUUGUGAAGGAAAUAUGCCCUAGAGGCAAUAAUAAAGUUAUUAUUUAUUUCCUUA
Triticum dicoccoides is the source of this 800-nucleotide messenger RNA. RefSeq lists its product as uncharacterized. The record is from RefSeq and is a predicted model, not a curated record. The transcript is spliced from 2 exons. NCBI's taxonomy places the organism in Eukaryota, Viridiplantae, Streptophyta, Magnoliopsida, Poales, Poaceae. Bases 207 to 752 code for a protein of 181 amino acids.